AUGGCACCAAGAGAAGAUUCCCCAUAUACGACACUUGGUAUUUCCUCAACUUCAGAUGAUGUCGAGAUUAAGAAAGCAUAUCGUAAACUUGCAUUAAAAUGGCAUCCCGACAAGCACACAGACGACAAAUCGAAGGAAGAAGCCGAACAAAAAUUCAAAAAGAUUGCUCAAGCCUACGAAAUUUUAACCGAUAAAAAGAAACGCGCCGACCUCGACCGAACAGAGAAUCCGGGACUUCAUCGUCGUCGUAGUACACCUGGAUACAGAAUGCACAGUCACGAUAUGUUCCGUUCGCCAUUCGAUAUUUUUCGCGAGUUCUUCGGAAACCGGGAUCCAUUCGAGAACGUAUUUUUCGACGACGCUUUCACAUUUCCCGAUGUCGACUCAUACGCAUUCAAGAAUCCACCACGGUCAGCGGAUUUCACGACGAAACAUCAUUACCAUCGAUUCCCGUCAAGCAGAGUUCACAUUUUCUACGAUGAGAACAAAAAUAAGGAGAGAGAUGACAAAAACUCAUUCUCGACCGUAAUCAGAUUUUCGAGUCCAACAGAACCAGGAAAGAACGCGACAGUACGAAAAACUUCAACAUCGACAAAAGUGGUUGAUGGAAAGAAAAUUGUAACGAAAACUGUAGAAAAUGGAGAUGAACAUAUUGUUGAAGUUCAUGAAGACGGAGAAUUGAAAUGCCGAACAGUAACAACUCCACCAACAUCCCCAACAACAGUAACAGUUGCAGCAUAA
This is a messenger RNA of Caenorhabditis remanei, 741 nucleotides long. RefSeq lists its product as uncharacterized. The transcript has 5 exons. The coding region runs from base 1 to 741 and encodes 246 amino acids. NCBI's taxonomy places the organism in Eukaryota, Metazoa, Nematoda, Chromadorea, Rhabditida, Rhabditidae. The record is from RefSeq and is a predicted model, not a curated record. Gene Ontology annotation, molecular function: Hsp70 protein binding.